This is a messenger RNA of Grosmannia clavigera kw1407, 1218 nucleotides long. RefSeq names its product cell wall biogenesis protein glutathione transferase. Lineage: Eukaryota; Fungi; Ascomycota; Sordariomycetes; Ophiostomatales; Ophiostomataceae. The transcript has 5 exons. Gene Ontology annotation, cellular component: cytoplasm. Bases 1 to 1218 code for a protein of 405 amino acids. The record is from RefSeq and is a predicted model, not a curated record. Gene Ontology annotation, molecular function: glutathione transferase activity.
AUGCACCUCGUCGCUGUCCGUCCUGCAAUUGCCCACACCCGCAUCAGCAGCAUCGUCAUCGCCCUCUGCAGCCCCACUGCGAGAGAACCGAGCCAAAGAAGCUUCCACAGCAGUACCCUCUCCAGCUUCCGUUACUCUGCCGUCCGCCAAGCGGCCUGGAACUCUCCAGCCAAAAUGGCAGCCCGGAGCUUCAAGAUCACAGACUGGGUCGACCCCAAGGACAAGUCGGGCGAGUUUAAGCGCCAGACGAGCUCGUUCCGCGACUGGAUCGGCCGUCCGUCCGAGGAGGGCGGUGCAGUUCAGUUUCCGGUCGAGAAGGAUCGGUACCACCUCUACGUCAGCACGGCAUGUCCCUGGGCCACCCGCACGCUGAUCGCCCGCAAGCUCAAAGGCCUAGAAGACAUUGUCUCCGUCACGGUUGUGCACUGGAAGCUUGCCGAAGGUGGCUGGCGGUUUGCCACGGCAGAAGACCAAGACGCCCCUGGCGAGCACGUCGAGCCCGACCCAGUCCCGGGCCACGAGGAUUUCACCCAUCUUCGCCAGGUGUACAUUGAGUCGGCCGAGGACUAUACCGGCCGCGUGACCGUCCCGGUGCUCUACGACAAGAAGCAGAAGCGCGUGGUCAACAACGAGAGCAGCGAGAUCCUACGCAUCUUCAACAGCGCCUUUAACGACCUGCUGGAGCCCAAGUACAGGAACAUUGACCUCUAUCCUGAGGCUCUCCACAGCGAGAUCGAGGCCGCCAACGCGUGGCAGUAUGACAACAUCAACAACGGCGUCUACAAGAGCGGCUUUGCCACGACCCAGGCGGCCUACGAGCGCAACGUCGUCCUCGUCUUCGACGCCCUGGACCGCGCCGAAAAGCAUCUGGCCGGAAAUACCGCCAACGGGCCAUACUGGUUCGGCAAGACCAUGACCGAAGUUGACAUCCGGCUGUUUGCUACCAUCGUCCGCUUCGACCCCGUCUAUGUCCAACACUUCAAAUGCAACUUGGCCGACAUCCGCUCCGGUUACCCGCACCUGCACAAGUGGAUGCGCAACCUGUACUGGAACGUGUCCGCCUUCAAGGACUCGACCGACUUCUUGCACAUCAAGAGCCACUACACUAAGAGUCACACCCAGAUCAAUCCCUUCAGCAUUACGCCCUUGGGCCCGAAGCCGGAUAUCUUCCCGUUGGACGAAGAGGUGCCUGCCGUCAAGGCCUCUGGAAAGCUGUAG